UGAGAUGUCGAAACAUGUCCAUUAAAAAAAAAACUCGUAUAUAUUAAAUGCGCAUUCGCAAUAUUGCUUCUGCGAAGUAAUGCCAUAAUAUUAUUCAAAAACAUGUUGCAAAUUUGCAUAUUCGUUUGUUUCAUCUGUUGUCAUCAAUGGUUGUCAUGAUGAUGAAAACUUGAAACUUGGCAGAAUUUGAGAUAUAUAAUAUAUUUUCUACUUCUGUACAGAAUGAGCGAGGCAGAGCUCUGCAAUUCACAAAGUGCUGAAGAAGAGAUUGAGAAAGAGGCCGAGAAAGCGUUUGAAAACCUGGUGUUGGAGACUCAAGUAUUAGAAAAGAUCAAUACUGAUGUUGGUGAUGAAGAAUUUGAGCGUGUUUGGAGAGAUGAAACCUGUCAUCAAAAUUCUGAUUUGUCAGAUUAUCAUAAACAGCUAUCUGACAAUAAAAAUAGAAUCAAUGUGCGCUGUGAUUCCGCUGACAGAAAAACAGAAAGCAUUGUGGAUGAUGUUGAACUUAUACGCCCUUCAACUUUAUAUGGAUUUCAAACAGUAUCCCUGUCUGCCCUACCUGGGAGCAGAUUGAGAAUUGAAAGGUCUCCAUCAGAAACAUCAGGUGAAGCAUCAAAUGGCUCUUUUGCAAUCAGUGAAAAUUCUUCUGUAUUUAAUCAUGAUAUGGCCAUAACUGCUGAAAAUGGAAACAAACAUGAAAUAUUGGCUAUUGUCAAUCCAGUCAAUUCUCUGGAACAAGCUCAGGCAGAAUGGAAAAUGGUUAAAAAUAUACAAACAGGUGAAAACGAAACGAUUAAAACAUCUCCCGAGGUUUCAUUUCGUGAAGCAUUAGAGUAUUUUCGAAGUUCCAAUACUUUGGAUCAACAUAUGUCUCAUAUUAAACCAACUGUGCAACAUAAUGGGUGUUCAGCUUUCUCUAAUUUUCUCUUUGGGCCACCUAAAAUGAAAAGACAAUUAAACAAUGAACGCUGUCUUGUAUUUGCCUUGGCGUUGUGUGUGUUUAAUAACGACGAGGAAAUACACAAUAAUGUUUUGCAAACUAUUUAUAAGCGAUUGGCUGGGACAAAAUUAGACUGUCCACGUUAUGGAAACCAUUGGCAAGUUAUUGGCUUUCAAGGCCUGGACCCAUCCACAGAUCUUCGUGGUUGUGGGUUUCUUGGCUUGUUGAACAUACUCUACCUGGUUACAGAACCUCGCGCUCAGUCGCUUGCUACUAAUAUAUAUAAGUUAUCACUUCACGAAACUCAAAAUUUUCCGUUCAGCGUCAUGUCAAUCAACAUAACCAGAAUCGCAUUGCAGACCUUGAGAGAGGGAAAACUUAACAGAAUAUGCAACAGUAGAGGAACAGUAAUGGAUGUGUUUAAUGAGUUUUAUGCUGGUGUAUUUUACCGUGUCUACACAGUUUGGAAAAAUCAGAGAAAAACAAUGUCGGAGUCAGGUUUCGUAUUACACGAAAUCGAAAAAAACUGCAAGAAUCAUACCAUUGAAGUCUUAAGAGACUUUUCGAAAGUUCUAUCGGAGAAAAGUCGUGCUUUCAAACACGAAGAAACGUCUGUGUUCUCACGAAGCACACCAGAAAAAGUCGAAGGGUUUUCAGGAGUUUGUGAAAUAGAGGAUAACGAAGAAGACGAUGUGCAUUUGGUGUGAAAUAAUUUUUAAAAAACUCAUCAUGCAGCACGAAAAUCUUAAAACUUACCCUCGACGAUUUUGCUCUAUAAAUUGCAGCGUUUAUCAUCUAUGAGUACAUCAUACUGAGGCUAAACGGGAGUUAGCAAUUUUGACGAAAUGAUAUUAUCCAAAGAAUCAGACAAUUGAAUUUCGACCAUUUAAAACUUCCUACAGAAAUCACUGUUCAAUAUGAUGUUCUAAAAUUUAUGUAUGAAGUGGCGUCUUCUUUCAAUUGUCAUUGUGUUGGUUCGUGAGUGCUGGCUAGCUGAACUCGUGUUAACAGAUUUUUAACUAAGAUUGACUUAGAUAAAAAUCUAGGAUGAAUAUCAAAACUCUGAAUGUUACGAAGUGAAAUUUCUUAUUCGUCAGAAAAUAUUAAGUGCAAGUUCGAAUAACAUAAAAUGUAACAAAAAACAUGAAGAAAUUAAAAUAGUUCUGUAAAUAAUUUUACAGGUCGUAGAAGCACUAAGUGUAAAUAUUGUAAUGUGAUUUGGUGAAUUAAAAGCUUCAAUCCUUUGUCAAUACA
This is a messenger RNA of Xenia sp. Carnegie-2017, 2194 nucleotides long. Its product is annotated as ELMO domain-containing protein 3-like. The transcript has 5 exons. The record is from RefSeq and is a predicted model, not a curated record. Bases 223 to 1647 code for a protein of 474 amino acids. NCBI's taxonomy places the organism in Eukaryota, Metazoa, Cnidaria, Anthozoa, Malacalcyonacea, Xeniidae.